Messenger RNA from Capronia epimyces CBS 606.96, 468 nucleotides. RefSeq lists its product as uncharacterized. Gene Ontology annotation, biological process: mRNA splicing, via spliceosome. NCBI's taxonomy places the organism in Eukaryota, Fungi, Ascomycota, Eurotiomycetes, Chaetothyriales, Herpotrichiellaceae. The coding region runs from base 1 to 468 and encodes 155 amino acids. The transcript has a single exon. The record is from RefSeq and is a predicted model, not a curated record. Gene Ontology annotation, cellular component: nucleus; spliceosomal complex.
AUGCCACCCAUUCGAUCUCGCGGGUCUCGCAAACCCCCGCCGGCCGGCUUCGAAGAUAUCGAGGAUACGCUGCUCGAGUACAGCAAUAAGAUGCGGGAUGCGCAGAACGCGUCGCACGAAGGGAAGAAGAAGCACGAAGCUGUCUGGCCUGUCUUCCAGAUCUCCCACGCCCGCUCCCGCUACAUCUACGACCUGUACUACACACGCGAGGCCAUCUCCAAGCAGCUAUACGACUGGUUACUGAAGAAUGGAUACGCCGAUGCCAACCUGAUCGCCAAGUGGAAGAAGCAGGGCUAUGAAAAGCUGUGCUGUCUGCGCUGCGUGCAGACCAAAGAGACAAAUUUUCAGAGCACCUGUAUCUGUCGCGUGCCCAAGGCUGGUCUGAGAAGGGAGGAUGGAGGUGGCGAAGGAGGAGCUGGCAUACAGUGUGUCAGUUGCGGCUGUCGAGGGUGUGCGAGCAGUGACUAG